Monodelphis domestica (gray short-tailed opossum) is the source of this 1355-nucleotide messenger RNA. The record is from RefSeq and is a predicted model, not a curated record. Lineage: Eukaryota; Metazoa; Chordata; Mammalia; Didelphimorphia; Didelphidae.
UUUUGUCUCUUUUUUCCAGCAAUGGUACAACAGUUCCAUGAACGUGAUUUGCACCUGGUUGACAGAUCGGAUGGAUUUGCAGCUUCAUAUUUAUCAACUGAAAACUCUUAUUAGGAUGGUAAAGAAAACUUAUAGGGACUUCCGAUUGCAAGGGGUACUGGACUCUACGUUAAACAGCAAAACCUACGAUACAAUCCGAAAUCGACUUACUGUAGAAGAAGCCACGGCCUCCGUGAGCGAGGGAGGGGGCCUUCAGGGCAUCACGAUGAAGGACAGUGAUGAAGAAGAUGAAGAAGACGAUUAAAACCUUCUCCCCAUCCUAGAGGCCCUCCAAGACAUAGCCUUGUAAUCGAUGCAUGUCCCUAGUCUGUUAUUCAGUUAUAGCCACAUUAGGGGAAUUUUCCGUCCACUCUAAAUGCCCAUGAGAAGUUUACCAAUAGCUGUGGGGCACCGAGAUUAGCACCUCCAUCUGAUUCAUUGGUUCCCUGGGUUUGUAACUGUAAAUUCAAAGCAAUAUGGAGUCCCAUUGUUUAAAUACAGUUCAUGAAAAAUACGUAGACCAACUGCUCAGUAUGUCCCCGUUCUAAGAAGAGUUAAACAGUGCUACCUUAGUGUCCUGUUUCCACGUCGAUGGCAAAUUGUGGUAAAGAUGAGUGCCUCAAGUACUUUUCGUUUCCCUGUUUCUCUUUAUGUGGAUUCCAACCGCAUAAAUGAAUUCACAAAUAAGAAUACUUUGGGUUUAUUUUUUAAGGAGGAAGAAAAAUGAGGCUCCAAUAACUUAGUUUUUGUUCUCUUCCAUUGGCCCCCAGAAUCUAAGCUUGACUCUCGUGGGUCCUUGUGAAAUUGUGUAUUUUCUUGUAACCAUACAGUUAGUCACCAAGAAUGAUAAGCCAAUGGAUCAGUGUCCAGCACAGGUUAAGCCUAAUUAAGAGGAGACACCCUAUGCACCAAGCCCAGGUCCAAGCAAUUGUGUUCUACCGACCUAUGCCCUAUUGAGUGUUACAUUUUGCUUUUUAAAGUUUCAAUAAUCAUAUAUGUUUAAAAAAAGAGAUGAAAUUUAAAUUACAAUCCUAGACUAUACAAUGUGUUUAUAAUAAUAAGAUAAUGGAUAUUUAUUUCAGUAGAAUGUAACCAUAGUUUAAAUUAUUUUGUUUCACGAUGUUUUUUAUAUAUGUCAUGUACAUUCCAUUUUGACCAGUCACUGCAUGACCCUGGGGAGCCCUCCAGAAGCUUUUCCUUUCUAUGUAAAGUAGUGGAUCUAUCUUGCUUUUGGCCUUAUACAAAGCCUACAGUUGUAAAAGUGUGGGAAACUGUGGCUUCUCAAUAAAUAACUAUUCAGAUGUCCUAAGGAUCAA